Molecule: messenger RNA, 969 nt
Organism: Penaeus vannamei (Pacific white shrimp)
Lineage: Eukaryota; Metazoa; Arthropoda; Malacostraca; Decapoda; Penaeidae
Product: heme-binding protein 1
Source: RefSeq, a predicted model, not a curated record
GGUUCAUUUACAGGUCUUCUACAGGCGCACAAACACCCCCACAGACUUGAACUUUGGGCUUUGGGACACUCCACGCUGUGUUGUUCCUACAGAGAGAAGACAUUCUAAAGACCGCCGCAGAGGAACAAGAGACCAAAAUGGCGGGAAUGAGAAUGGCAACGCUGGUUUUGGCGACGGGGAUGUUGGCAACGCUGUUCCAACCCUCCCUCGCUGGAAGUCUGAUCGGCGCCUUCAGCAACAGCCUCGGCCCCGAUGAGAUUAUCAAGUACGACGUCGUGCAAGAAGGCAAUGGCUUCGAGGAGAGGAAGAUCCCGAGUCUCAACUGGGCGUGCGUCGAGCAGGAGAGUGGGUCCUCGGAGGCUGACCAGAUGGAGGUCUUCUUCAGGCUCUUCGGCUACCUGGGAGGCAACAACAUCCAAGGCGUGCGCAUGAACAUGGCGGCGCCCGUGAGCAUCGAGUACGUGAAGAACGGCACGGACGUGGUGCUCAGCGGCUGCUUCCUGGUCGAGAGGAGGCACCAGCAGCAGCCUCCGGAACCCACGGACUCCAGCAUCAAGAUCAAGGAGCGCCCCGAGAUGAACGUCCUCACGAGGAAGUUCGGUGGAUAUGCAACCUCGGACUCGGUGUGGCUCCGGGAGACGGCUGCACUCAAGGCCAUCCUCACGGCAGCCGGGAAGGAAGUCCGCUCCGAUCUGAUGUACUGGAAUGCAUACGACGCACCAUUCAAGUUCUGGAAUCGCAGGAACGAAGUCUGGCUCUUGGAAGCUGUUUAACAUGAUAACCGUCAUCUGGAUUAAUGGAAGUGCUCACCGGCAAUCAACCAAGCUGUGUAAAAUGUACUUCAGAGUACUUAAACUUUAAAUUGUGUCCAUUCAAUUUAUUGGCACCGUUGAGAUGGAACAAAAUUAAUAAAUGUCAUCAUUACCUUUAUCUUUUUAAAGUUUAUAAUUAAACCAUCAUUAAAUAUCA